Molecule: messenger RNA, 1167 nt
Organism: Cyphellophora europaea CBS 101466
Lineage: Eukaryota; Fungi; Ascomycota; Eurotiomycetes; Chaetothyriales; Cyphellophoraceae
Exons: 2
Coding region: 1-1167 (388 amino acids)
Biological process (GO): DNA damage response
Molecular function (GO): single-stranded DNA binding
Source: RefSeq, a predicted model, not a curated record
AUGUGCGGCAGAUACGCUCUAGGCAUCCGUGCCUCAUUUGUGCGGCAUCAGCUCCAGCAGCAAGGGCUGCAGGUCGAUGAUGCCCCCGCUGACGAUGAAGCCCGUGAGACUUACAAUUUCCCUCCGGGCGCAUACGGACUCGUCUAUCGUGCCGACAUACCCGAUCAAGGCAUUCCUACCGACGAAGAAACGAGAGACGGUGGAAACGAGCAGGAUGCGGAGGCCGCACAGCCUGAUACCUACAACUAUCAGAUCAAGGUCAUGAAGUGGGGAUUGAUCCCCUUCUGGACCAAACGAUCGCCGGAUUAUGGCUCUAUGAUGCGUACAAUCAACUGCAGAGACGACUCGCUAUUUGAGGACCGCGGCAUGUGGACGUCGAUGAAGCGCAAGAAACGAUGCAUCGUUGUUGCCCAGGGCUUCUACGAAUGGCUGAAGAAGAACCCAAGUGGCAAGGAAAAGAUCCCACACUUCGUCAAACGAAAGGACGGGAACCUCAUGUGUUUCGCCGGCUUGUGGGACUGCGUCAAGUACGAAGAUGCCGACUCAAAACUGUAUACGUAUACCAUUAUCACGACCGAUUCGAACAAACAGCUCAACUUCCUUCACGACCGCAUGCCUGUCAUCCUUGAUCCUAGUACCGAUGCGAUCAAGAUCUGGCUAGAUCCGAAGAGAAACAAAUGGUCCAAGGAACUGCAAUCUCUGCUCAAACCGUUUGAGGGCGAGUUGGAUUGUUAUCCUGUAACGCAAGAAGUUGGCAAGGUUGGGAACAACUCUCCCAACUUUAUUGUACCCGUGGACAGCAAAGAAAACAAGAAGAACAUUGCCAACUAUUUUGGCAAUGCGCAGGCGAAAUCAAAGCUGAUCAAAGAGCCGCAGGAGCAUCGAGCGACCGUGGACCACGACGGUUCAGAAGACAACGCCCCAUUACCAGUGCCGCUAAAGGAGGAAUCCACCAGUCAGAAGAGGGCUCACGAGGACGAAGGUCUGCCAGACGCGAAACAGCAGAAGUUAGGUUCGCCUGACAACAAAGCGAUCUCUCCAUCCAAAUCUGCGCCUUAUAAGAAGCCGCGGAGUGCCACCAGCAAUGAAGCCGCUAUCCUGAAGUCGAGUCCCAACAAGAAGUUGGAGAAAGGCAAUCAGACGAUCACGAACUUCUUCGCAAAAUGA